GUGAUUCCUCCGGCUGCUUCGGGAUGUUUCUCUCGGCUCUCCUGCUCGCAGCGCUCGGCCUCUUUGCGCGUCCGGGCGCCUUUACGCGCGGCUGCCAGCUGCCGUCCGAGUGGCGGCCGCUGAGCGAGGGCUGCCGGGCGGAGCUGGCCGAGAUCAUCGUGUACGCCCGGGUGCUGGCGAUCCACCGGGAGCCGGCCGGGGGAGCUGCGAGGGUGGACAGCCUGUACAACUCGCUGCCCUUCCCGUUUGGAUACGGCUACGAGGGUGCGGAGGACGGGCUGCUGUACGCGGCGGAGGUGGAGCUGCUGUGCGACCAGGCCUGGGGCAGCAUGCUGGAGGUCCCCGCCGGCUCCAGGCUCAACCUGACCGGCCUGGGGUACCUGUCCUGCCAGUCCCACACCGUGAUGGAGAACUACUCCUACAUCUUCUUCCUCAGGAUGGAUGAGAACUACAACUUCCUGCCGCACAGCGUCAACUUCCAGGACGCCAUCUUCCCCGACACGCAGGAGAACCGCCGCACGUUCUCCAGCCUCUUCCAGUUCUCCAACUGCAGCCAGACGCUGCUCAGCUUCAGCAACGAGUGGGACGCUCAGGAGGACAGCCGGCUGCUGUGCUCCUCGGUCCAGGCGGCGCUCUUCGAGGAGGAGGAGCGCGGCCGGACGCUGCAGGAGCGUCUGGCGGCGGCCGAGCGGAGGAACCGGCAGCUGAAGGAGCGCGUCCGCAAGGCGAAGCGCUCGCUGCGGAGCGCCCGCCGAGCGACGCGCCGCGCCCAGCAGGAGGCGCAGCAGCUGCAGGAGAGGCUGCGGGCGGCCGAGCGGCGGGCGGGGCAUCACCUCAACGCCAUACUGCAGGAGGAGCCGCCGCCCCCGCCGCCGCCGGCUCGCUACGGCGGCUCGGCACUUUGAACACACCUGGACUGG
Molecule: messenger RNA, 920 nt
Organism: Myripristis murdjan (pinecone soldierfish)
Lineage: Eukaryota; Metazoa; Chordata; Actinopteri; Holocentriformes; Holocentridae
Gene: ccdc3a
Product: coiled-coil domain containing 3a
Exons: 3
Coding region: 24-905 (293 amino acids)
Biological process (GO): negative regulation of gene expression
Cellular component (GO): extracellular region
Source: RefSeq, a predicted model, not a curated record